AACCUGGCCUCCCUUUGUCCCCCAUGCAGCCAUUUCAUAUCUGACAUAUCCACAGUCCACCACACCACAGGCCUGGCUUCAUACUGAUACGUGCCAUGGCACAGAGGCACCAGGGUGGUGGGCUGAGAAAUGGGGAAUAAGCAGACGAUCUUCACGGCGCAGCAGCUUGAUGCGUAUCAGGACUGCACAUUCUUCACAAGGAAGGAAAUUCUAAGACUAUUCGACCGUUAUCGAGACUUGGCACCACAGCUCGUUCCUCUCGACUACACAGACCAGCCAGAUGUGAGGCUACCAUACGAGCUCAUUGGCAGCAUGCCAGAACUGAAGGACAACCCGUUCCGCCAGAGGAUCGCUGAGGUUUUCUCGGAGGACGGAGAGGGAAACAUGACCCUGGAUGACUUCCUGGAUAUGUUCUCCGUGCUGAGUGAGAUGGCUCCACGAGAUCUGAAAGCCUACUAUGCAUUUAAAAUCUACGACUUCAACAAUGAUGACUUCCUGUGUAAGUCUGACCUGGAGAAGACGCUGAACAAGCUGACGCGGAAUGAGCUAACGGAGGAUGAGGUCCGGAUGGUAUGUGAGAAGGUGAUCGACGAGGCCGACCUGGACAACGAUGGACGUCUCUCACUGGAGGACUUCCAGCACAUGAUCGUCCGUGCUCCAGACUUCCUCAGCACCUUCCAUAUAAGGAUAUGAAGACUAAAGAGAUGCCAUGGACACUACCACCAUGGAUCCAAACAUUUUCUCUACCAAAGAUGUUAUAGGGACCUUUAAAGUGUGCACUAUGCAGGCUUAGGCUAGUUGUUUUUUACUUUGAUGUAGGCCGGAGACAGCCCACUGACCUGUUGACAGCUGAAUAGUCUAUUAUUAUAGAGCUAUUGUAGCUAUCAGGACAGGGCUCAUUAGCUAUGACGGCCAACAGUUGAUUAGUAUUCUCUUCUAUGAAGGCUCAGUUACACCAGGCUUUAAAAUAAACAUCUUCCCCCAUAUUCCACUGAACCAUGGAGGGGCAGUGGAGGGUGAGGCAUCUGUGUCAUGUAUAAAUUAACGCUCCAUUAUAAAAUCAUGGGUUCAGCUAACAGUCAAUUGUGCUUAAUCAUUCUGGAUACAUUCAUACAAUGUCAUUUAAAGAGUCAAUCUGAGGGUGAAACAACAACAAAGCAGCCCAACUCUUCUUUGGUAAACAGCUGAGGGAGGCGGCUGGAGAAAUGUAACCACUCUCAAAUUCAUAGAUGAAGCUCUGGAUGCGAGGACCGACCAUCCAUGAGAUCAAAAUGAUAGUUUCAAGCUAUACCGUGUAUGUUUACAAUUAUAUUGUUUACAUUUUUUUGUUUUUUGUAAAACAAGCUUGUAUUUGGGGUUCUGAUGGGGGUAAGACAGUCAAACUAAGCUCAUGAGGAAUGUAUACGUUUAUUCUUCAGGAAUCAGUGACUAUAUAUUAAGAUUAAAGUCCAAAAAUGUAUGUACCAAUUCCAGACUGCCCCUUUGAAGAAAAGAAAUGAUGACUCACAGCUCUUUAAAAUUAUUGUAUUUUAUUCAAUCAAAGUGCAGAUAUCUACAAAAACUGUAGAUCAAUUUCAAUAUGAUUGUAUUAAGUAUAGUACAAUUACAGUAGAUCUCUUCUCUCUUUUGAAUGUGAUAUAUUAAAAACAGCAUUUUAUAUUUUCUUAAAAUGUCAUUUCUUUCUCAUGGUGUACCUCACAAUCGACAAUGGAAUACAGAUGUGGUCAUAAAAAAAAGCAAUGUAAGUGAUAUGCAUUUAGGGGGGUGAACUCUGACUUUUCCUAAACCUACAUUUCCACUUAGUCAUGCAUUGGUGUCAAGCGGAAGUUCGCCACGUACUGACAGAGAGAACAAGGAGAGAUGGAUAACACAUUUUAGAGGUCGUUUUGACAGAAAAUGUUUGGACUAAAAUGACACACACCUGUCUUUUUCUACACUGUUGUAAAGAUGUCAAGCUAUCAAAAUAAAAAAGAUAAAAGUAGUCUCCUUUGUGCUCACCUCUACCUGAAUUGGUAUCUCGAACCCACAACCCUAGCACUACAAGUACCAUGCAUGCUCUACUAACUGAGACACAU
Molecule: messenger RNA, 2075 nt
Organism: Oncorhynchus nerka (sockeye salmon)
Lineage: Eukaryota; Metazoa; Chordata; Actinopteri; Salmoniformes; Salmonidae
Gene: cib3
Product: calcium and integrin binding family member 3
Exons: 6
Coding region: 130-693 (187 amino acids)
Biological process (GO): calcium ion homeostasis
Molecular function (GO): calcium ion binding; magnesium ion binding
Source: RefSeq, a predicted model, not a curated record